AUGAGUGAUGAAAAAUCAAAAGGAAAAGACGCACCGAAGCCACGUACGAUACCCAAAUACAUGAACUUUAUCAUCGGAGGCACCGCCGGGAUGAUGGGUAUUACUAUAGUACAGCCAGCCGACUUGUUGAAGACCCGUAUGCAGUUACUGGGUCCCGCUGGCAAAAACGCGUCGUUCGUGAAGGUUGCAGGUGAUAUCCUGAGAAAAGAGGGUAUUCUAGGUUUCUACGUAGGUCUAUCGGCUGCCCUGCUCCGCCAGGCCACUUACGGCACUGGUAGACUUGGCUGCUUCAAUGCAAUGUUCGACUGGCAUAAAGCUAAUCGCGGCGUUCCCAAUUUUCCGACGAAGAUCGCAAUGGGUGUGGUUUCCGGUGCUUUUGGAGCAUGGAUAGGCACACCUGCUGAAGUAGCGCUUAUUCGAAUGACUGCUGACGGCAGGUUACCGCCAGAAAAGAAGAGAAACUAUAAAAAUGUAUUCAACGCUCUCACCAGGGUAACGCAAGAAGAAGGCAUAACAACACUAUGGAGAGGUGCCGGUGCUACUGUCAGCAGGGCUAUGGUGGUCAAUGGCGCCCAACUGGGCUCCUAUUCCCAGGCUCGAGAAAUUCUUCUGCCGUACAUGUAUGAUGGCUUACCACUUCACGCAGCAGCAGCCAUGAUUGCCGGCUUCGUCACUACUAUUGCCUCACUGCCCGUCGAUAUUGUAAAGACCAGAGUACAGAACGCAGAAAAAGGUACCGGCCAAUUACAAGUUUUGAGGAGUGUCAUCCGAAACGAAGGCGUCAUGGCUCUCUGGAGCGGUAUGAUGCCGACCUACGCCAAAAUCGGACCUAUGACUAUACUCAUAUUUGUAUUCUUAGAACAGCUCAACAAACUGUACCUCCACGUAACAAGUUGA
Molecule: messenger RNA, 897 nt
Organism: Spodoptera littoralis (African cotton leafworm)
Lineage: Eukaryota; Metazoa; Arthropoda; Insecta; Lepidoptera; Noctuidae
Source: the annotation of a GenBank genome assembly